AUGCUACAAGACCCAGAGAUUAGUGCAGGUGCUUCCCAGGUCGAGACGCAGCUGACACCACACCGCGCCCUCCCCGCCUCCCACACGCGGACAAGGCGACUCAACCUCGGCGUGAACGGUGGGGGAGGAAUAAGCGAGGGGACAAAAUUGAUUGCCAGCGACACCAAUACAAGGGCGGUGGGCGGCGGGACGUGCGGUGGUGGAGGGCCUUGCCGCCCCUCACGCCCUCACGCCCCCUUGCCGCCCCCUUCCCGCCCCUCGCCGCCAAGACUGAUGGCAAACGACCUCCACCCUCAUUGUGACCGCCAUCUCGUGAGCCCCGACACAGAUCGCCCCUCUCCCAUCCCCUCUUGUCCCCUUACGUCCCCUCCAGCCCAUCCUCCACCACCCGCCGCCCACUGCUCAGCCGCCCUUCACCGGUCCUCCGUCACAUUCACCAUCCUCUCCUCCCCUCCACCUUUCCCCAACCCAGCGCCACCCACACACGAGGCGCCGCACCUACGGAUGCGGAAAAAGGGGAAAAAAGGGCGGGGCGGGGUGGGGGGAGGUUGA
Messenger RNA from Portunus trituberculatus (swimming crab), 552 nucleotides. Its product is annotated as formin-like protein 5. NCBI's taxonomy places the organism in Eukaryota, Metazoa, Arthropoda, Malacostraca, Decapoda, Portunidae. The record is from RefSeq and is a predicted model, not a curated record. The transcript has 2 exons. Bases 1 to 552 code for a protein of 183 amino acids.